This is a messenger RNA of Salvelinus sp. IW2-2015, 969 nucleotides long. The record is from RefSeq and is a predicted model, not a curated record. NCBI's taxonomy places the organism in Eukaryota, Metazoa, Chordata, Actinopteri, Salmoniformes, Salmonidae.
CUUGGUGAACGCAGCGAGGAUGCUACCAUUGGUCUCUAACUCUGACACGUCUUUCCUACUGUUUUAUGGCAAUUAUUUAGGAGAUUCGUUGAACUAACAAGAUAGCUAGACAACAACACACUAGGAUAAAGACUUGGAGACAGAAUGGCAUCAGAAUCUCCGCGCAGACCAAGCCGCUGUGCUGGAGGGGUUGUGGUGCGAGCACAAGCUGCCACUGAGCAGUCGUAUAUGGAGAGUGUUGUGACCUUCCUCCAAGAUGUGGUCCCUCAGGCAUACACUGGCGCACCCCCAACUGAUGAAAAAGAGAAAAUAGUUUGGGUCAGAUUUGAGAAAGCUGACAUCAAUGAUACGUCCCGCUCCCCAGAGUUCCUGGAGAUGCACAGUGGCAGCAGUGACCCUCCCCUCUGCCUCAUGAUUGGUUAUGCAGACGGGAUGCAGAUCUGGAGCAUAUCCCUGGGUGGGGAGGCCCAGGAGCUUUUCUCUGUGCGCCACGGACCUGUGAGAGCUGCCCACAUCCUGCCGGCGCCCCAUAUCAGUCCGCUGAUGAUUGAUAGUUUUGCGGACAAAAGGCCUCUCCUGGGGGUGUGCAAGAGUACCGGGUCCUCAGGGACCAGCCCCCCAUACUGCUGUGUGGACCUGUACUCUCUGAGGACAGGGGAGAUGGUCAAGUCCAUCCAGUUCAAGACGCCCAUCUACGACCUGCACUGCAAUAGGGAGAUUCUAGUUGUCGCCCUGCAGGAGAAGAUUGCUGCAUUCGACAGCUGUACCUUCACCAAAAAGUUCUUUGUUACAAGCUGCUUUCCAUGUCCGGGCCCCAACCUAAACCCCAUAGCACUGGGAGGACGCUGGCUAGCCUACGCUGAGAAUAAGUUGCAUCCGGUGUCACCAGUCUCGAGGCGGUGCCUGCGGGGACAAUGCCCAGUCUUACACAGCUACAGUCAUCAGCGCUGCUAAAGUAAGUCAAACACA